This is a messenger RNA of Sinocyclocheilus grahami, 1729 nucleotides long. RefSeq names its product arylsulfatase family, member Ia (gene arsia). The transcript is spliced from 2 exons. Gene Ontology annotation, molecular function: sulfuric ester hydrolase activity. The coding region runs from base 53 to 1729 and encodes 558 amino acids. The record is from RefSeq and is a predicted model, not a curated record. Lineage: Eukaryota; Metazoa; Chordata; Actinopteri; Cypriniformes; Cyprinidae.
UGCAGUUCAGACGAUCAUUCAUGAUUUUUUCCUCACGUGCAGUCACUUGACCAUGACAGCAGCGGCUCUGACGGCGCUCUCCGUGAUGAGCUUGCUCAGUCUGGGCUAUCUGUCCCAGGACUGGACGAGUCCGAACCAGGUCGAGCAGCCCAACCAUCCGCGCCCGCACAUUAUCUUCAUCAUGACGGAUGAUCAGGGCUUCAACGACAUCGGCUACCACAACAGAGACAUCCACACACCGACACUGGACAAGCUGGCUGCGGAGGGAGUGAAGCUGGAGAACUAUUACAUCCAGCCCAUCUGCACUCCUUCCCGCAGUCAGUUCAUCACUGGCAGAUAUCAGAUCCAUACGGGUCUCCAGCACUCGAUAAUCCGCUCUCGGCAGCCCAGCUGUUUGCCCUUUGACCUCCGGACAUUGCCGCAGCGGCUGCAGGAGGCGGGAUAUGCCACGCACAUGGUGGGCAAAUGGCACCUGGGCUUCUACAAGCGCGAUUGCCUGCCGACCCGCCGCGGAUUCCACACGUACUUUGGCUCUCUGACGGGCAGUGUGGAUUAUUACACCUACAAGUCAUGCGACGGGCCGGGAAUUUGCGGGUACGACCUUCACGAGGGCGAGCGUGUGGCGUGGGGUCAGGGAGGGCGUUACUCCACACAUUUGUAUGCGCAACGAGUCCGAAAAAUCCUCGCCGCUCACGAUCCUUCAUCCCAGCCUCUUUUCAUUUUCCUCUCUUUCCAAGCCGUGCACACGCCAUUGCAGUCGCCGAGGGAAUACAUCUAUCCGUAUCGACAAAUGGGAAAUGUGUUUCGGCGGAAAUAUGCCGGGAUGGUUUCGGUCGUAGAUGAGGCGGUAAAGAACGUGACGUACGCACUCCGAAAGUAUGGCUACUAUAAGAACAGCAUCAUUAUCUUUUCUACAGAUAACGGCGGACAGCCGCUCUUUGGCGGGAGCAAUUGGCCUCUACGGGGAAGAAAGGGAACGUAUUGGGAAGGAGGCGUCCGUGGCAUUGGAUUCGUCCAUAGUCCGUUGUUGAGACGCAGGAAGAGAGUUAGCAAAGCUCUGGUUCACAUCACCGACUGGUACCCAACGCUAGUGGGACUUGCAGGAGGGAACGUUUCCCAAAUGGACGGGCUUGAUGGAUAUGAUAUGUGGGAAACCAUUAGUAGCAGGAAGGAGUCUCCACGUUUGGAGAUCCUACAUAAUAUUGAUCCUCUCUACAAUGCCGCCAGGCAUGGAUCUUUAAAAAACGGAUACGGGAUCUGGAAUACGGCCGUACAGGCAGCGGUUCGAGUCGGAGACUGGAAGCUCUUGACCGGAAAUCCUGGAUAUGGAGACUGGAUUCCGCCUCAGAUGCUGGGAAACUUUCCGGAAUCUUGGUGGAAUUUGGAACGGCACACGGAAGCGAAGAAAUCCUUGUGGCUCUUUAAUGUGGCGGACGAUCCGUAUGAGCGUUAUGAUCUCGCAGAGCGCCGGCCAGACGUGGUCAAGCAAUUGCUGGCCCGGUUAGUGUUCUACAACCGGACCGCCGUUCCGGUGCGCUACCCUGCAGAAGAUCCCAGAGCCGAUCCGAGACGCAACGGAGGGGCUUGGGUUCCUUGGGAAGGAGAUGAAGAAAACUGGGAGGCGUUUUACCUUCGAAAGAGAAAAGUCAAGAAGCAAAAGCGGAAGUUCUGCAAAAUGAAGUCAUUUUUUAGAAGACUUAACUUUAGAAUGAUGUCAAACAGGAUUUGA